Molecule: messenger RNA, 4412 nt
Organism: Patiria miniata (bat star)
Lineage: Eukaryota; Metazoa; Echinodermata; Asteroidea; Valvatida; Asterinidae
Exons: 4
Coding region: 1-3102 (1033 amino acids)
Molecular function (GO): protein binding; zinc ion binding
Source: RefSeq, a predicted model, not a curated record
AUGGAGGGCAGAUCCGUAUUUGGGCUGACGACAAGGGACGUCGAAGAUUCACUGAUUUGUCGGGUGUGCUCUGAGAAGUACGACGAUAGCUGCAGAGCGGCCAAAUUUCUGCGUUGUCUACACGGUGUCUGCGUCGCUUGUCUCGGCAAGAGUGUACCGGGCGAUGAGCAGGUGUUCAAAUGCCCGGUCUGUCAGCAGAAUACUCCCUUCCCAGAGAGUGGAGUGCAGGGCUUGCCAGAUAAUUUCAUUGUGAAGACACUGAGAGAUUCUCAGUGUGUGUUUGAAAGUGAUCGCAAACAGUCUCGCAGCUUUAUUUGUGGAUCCUGCAAAGACGGCGGUCCGGCAGUGAGCUACUGCUCUGACGGGGACUGCGCAAAUUUUCUCUGUGAGAAUUGCAAGGAAGCUCACGGCCGGUUACGGAUCUACGAUGGUCAUGUCGUCAUUCCGUUGGAACAGUUGGAAAAUCAGCCGGAGAUUUUUAUCUCGCGUAAAAAACCUCGUUGCAGCCAGCAUCACAAGCAAGCCUUAACCUUGUUCUGCAACGAGGAGGGUUGCCAACUGCCCAUAUGCCUGGUGUGUGUGCCGACGGCCCACCAGGGCCAUGGUGUCGUCGAUCUAGAUCAGAAAUCAAUUGAGGUGAAGAAGGAGUUGCAGAUUCUUGCUCAGGCGGCGAGAAAGAAGAAGGGCACAGUCGAAGAAAUUUCCGGGAGAAUAAGCACCGAGAUAAAUCAGACGAGUUCUCGGUUUGAGGAGAUGGCGUCUGCACUUUCCGAAAUGUUCGAAGGCCUCCAACGCCAGCUCAAGACCGCGCAUGAAGCAGUCAACGACGCUUUGAAGAAACAGUGUUUGGACAGAACAGCUCAACUAAAGUACCCAACCAAUUUCGCAGAGUUGCUUGUCUCUCAGUGCGAUUCCGCAUGCCAGUUCGCCGAGACAGCUUGCGUUAUUGGUAACCCUGUCGACCUUCUGAAGACCAGUGAACAGAUCAUCUCGAGACUCCAAGAACUUAUCGCCCUCGAUGUUGAUCGGUCUCUGCCGUUCCACCCAGCCGAUGAGGCUUUUCUUUCCUUUACUGAAAACCAUGACCAAGUAUUGUCUGACAUUGAGAAACUCAUUCCCAUCCUAGGACAGUUUAACACAUCCAUCGCGGACCCAACGCUGACCCAAGGGUUCAAAGUUACUUUCCCUGGGAGUGAUGAGUCAUCUUUGGUCCUCAAUGCCACGCACAGAGUCCGUAUUUGUGCUCUUCAUCCAUCUCGCCAACCCUUAGAUCGCCUUGGUGGGGAACUACAUGCGUACUUGCUCUCACCUGAUGGUAGCAGCCUCGAGUGCAAACACGGUGAGCAAUGCGGUGACUUUUACGAGUUACAGUUCCGGCCGUUGGUAGCAGGACCUCAUCAGCUGAACAUCAGCGUGUCUGGAGUGCCUAUCACCAGCAGUCCGUUUCCAGUUGUUGUUGUCGACAACCCGUCCGGUGAUGGCCAAGCUGAGCAAUCGCAAGACGAGGUCUGCAGUGACUUGACAUGGACGGACGCAUUCGUCCAUAGCGAGCACACAAUCAUCGUCAAGUUCAAAGCCCCUGAACAUCGUCUUCCACGGGUUAGCAACUUGAGUGCCCAGUUUUCCAUGUCUCGGUACCAAGACCAAGAAGACAAACGUUUAUACGCGAUUGAUGAACCGCAGAUUGUGGAAACCGACGACAGUCAAACCUUCCGUAUUGUCUACACACCACCGGAUGCCGGUGAGCUACGUAUGUCUGUCUUCGUGGACGGUCAGCCCAUCGCCAACAGUCCCUUUGUCAUCAACGUUGACCCAUUGCAUCCAGACUCUACCGCAGUGUCCACACAUCAGCUGGGAAAAUGCCCACUUAACACCGCUGUCUUGAACAUGCCAUACACAAUCUCACUCCAAACAUACGAUGGUUUUGGUCAGCAGCUCACAAACGGAGGCUAUGAUGUUAAAGCUGCGAUUUCUACUUCGAGUUCUGAAGAAGUUCUGUUGCCUGAUGACAUCAUCGAUAGCCAAGAUGGCAGGUACAAAAUAACCUUCACACCUCGUUCAGUUAAGCUACAUUCUGUGACCAUAAGCAUCUGCGGGUACCCAGUCAAAUCGCCAAUUGAGAUUUCCGUUUUGUACGGCCUACCGUUUGAAAAUCCUUCUAGUGGCUACGAAAAACCGACGGGAAUGGACGUGGAUAACAAAAGCAAAACUGUCUACGUUGUAGACAGCCGUCAUGCCUGCAAACUCUACGUGUAUGACAUCUACGGCAGGUGCACAAGCGAGCUACCAUUCGAGAAGAGCACCCUGCCCAACAAAUCCUGUCAGAUCGGCGUUAACGAGGCAGGACAACUGGUAUUGCUGAUUUUCCAUCUGAGACGUGUCAUAACGUGCAGCACUGAUGGAGAGAUUGAAGACAGUUGGGAAUGCGCAGCUGAAAAUAAAACACCAGCCAAUCUUACUCUGUCCAAAGAGGGCCAGGUGAUCGUUGGUGACAGCCAAUCACAGGAGUUGUUCAUCUACGGGCCAAAGGGCGAAGUCAGGGGUCGGAUUUUGCUCCAGGAUGGUUCCCUCGAGGUCGGAAUGAACAAUGUCUCUGUGGACCGCAAUCUGAAUAUCCUUGUGGCGACCCACUGCCCUCCUUACGACAUUCUGCGGUACAGCAUGACUGGAAACGCGUCCUCGAGGCUGGUCUCUCCUGCUCAAAACUCCCAGCUGGCCGCGGCUUCGACUCCAGAGGGCGCUCUGAUCGUCUCCGUGCCACGAGGUAUCCUGGUCUUGGAGUUCAGCCACGAUCUCAUGGAGGUGGCUGUGGUCAAGGAGUUCCAAAUCGACGACAUCUACACCAAGCUAGCGGUGGUCAAUGACGGGUGCUUCGUGGCCUUUGAUCCGGGGGCGAAACACCUGACGAAAUACAGCUACAAGCCUUACAUAAAAAAACACCGCUGGUCUAACCCACAGUCCCCGUGGACAACCCAAACAGCAAUGCGCGAAGUUUCUCCCACCACUUUGUCCCCAGAAAAGCCCCUUCCUUCACCACGCCAAACCACGUCUGAAUCAAAUUCAUCCGGAACUGGUGAAAAGACCUCCCCGAUUGCGGAAUAGGAAUUUCAUAAGGAAUUUGUCAGCAGGGAUAUGUUUUUCUUAAUGAAAACACGGCUUUAUUUGUUUCUGUACUACAGACUAACACUGGUUUGAAUUAUUAAAACUAAAAAGUACAUCUUAGUUUUGUAAAUAUAGCUACGAAACAUGGAUAAAGUCUCGCUUUAAUAAGACAAGUUUGUACUGAAUUGCACGUGACGGAUGUGGUGCAUUUAUCAGAUUUUUAAAAAGUAAAUUUCUAUCUUUUGUGAUUUAUUUCGAAAAAUAUCAAGCAAACAAUUUUAGGGUCCGAAUCAAUUCCUAUGCAGGAAGAGUCCCGAACUAGAGUUAAGUGGAAUCAUUCACUUUGUCCAAAGGAAGGUCUGCAUUUGUUCCGGACAUUUAUUCUGGGAAAAUUUUCAUCAGCUAAUGAUUGACUCAAGUUGUUAAGUAUCCCGCAAUUUAGACCCGAUACGUACAAUGUUCUCAACUUGUCCGGAACUCGUCCCGCAUAUGAAUUGAGACGGGUCAUUUUGUAGAUCAGUGCUAAAAUCAUGUACAGUAACACUUUAGUUGUUGUGGUGGUUAGUUUAAGUAUAAUUUAUAGUAAAAUGUAUUGAUCCUAUCACUAGGCCGCAGUGUGUCUCCCAUCCUUUAGAAACGUGUUCAUGAAUAGUCUAGAACAUUUUGGACGAUCAGUAUGAACUUUUGUAAUUUUUUUCAAACAAUCAUCAUCGCCUGUCAACAUAAAAUCAUUGUCAUAUCUAUGACGAAAUACUGAAUAGAACUGAAUUAACAUUGCAACUGAAUUAAAAAGAACAUUGGUCUUCAUCAAUUUGGAAUUUAUUUUUAGAUAUAAAUGUAUCGAUUAAUGAAGGUUGGGCGGUCAAAACUUAGAGAAAGAAAUAAGUUUGCUUGUCAGAACUGUUAUUAUAUCCAAUUUAAGGUUAAAAACAAAACAUUACCAAGUGGAUAAAUACAGCAAGGCAUUUCGGGCAUCCGUGAUGACCGUCAUCGACGCCAAAAAAAUCUUAAAUUUCUCAAAGAUAACAUAUGUUCUGUAUUUUUGGCAUUAUUUUGAGUUUAGUCUGUUGACCAGCAAAAGAGGCCCAUUGGAAAGUUAUUAGAGUGUGCAAAUACCGGCAAUCGUGGACCUAAGACGUAAUGGUCAGAAAACAAACAAUAUGUCCAUGAUUGAAAUUUGCGUGCAAAACCAAUGAGAGCUGCUGCUAACAAAGGAAUAAGGAUUAGGGACAAUAUGGGGCUCCACGAUUGCCAGUGUUUAGAAACAAAAUGUGUGUGUGGGUGCGUUUGUUCAUGGUGUAAAUCGAGGA